AUGGGUUGUGCUUAUGCAGCAUCGUCGAUCCAUCCAAGUUCGUUGCAACAAGCUCGCCGGAAAAACCAGGCCACCCGCCACCGUCGCCCGCAAGCCUCUUCCUCCUCCUCCUCGCCUCUCCCGUCGUCGUCCACCGGCGGCGCACCACGCUGCACGCGCACGCGCUCCGGCCGCAUGCGCAGCCAACGUGUCGCCAACGCCGGCCCCCUCGUCCUACGCGGCUACAAAUCCACGGGCCUCCUCCGCUUGCUCGUCAGUCCUCCUCAGCAGAGCAAGGUAAGGUUGCGCUGCUACGCUGUCAUGGAGAUGACCGGGGGCGGGGAAAGGUCGCGGGCGCGGGCGCCGGCCGGCGGGGCCGAGCUCGCAUUGUGGGCGCUGGUGGCGUGCAACGUCGCCUCCCUCGCGCUCCUACUCCGCAGCUACAUCGACAGGCGGCCCCGCCCCGCGGCUGUGUCGCGAGGUCGGGUAGGGGCGGCGCGCAGCAGCAGCAGCCGGCGGACGAGGAGAGCGAGGCGCGGGAGCACGCCGUCGCGCCGGACGCCGUCAUCAACCCCGGUCGUGAUCCCGGGGUGGCAGGCCAUGAGGUACUUCUCCGACCCCAGCGCUCUCUGCUCGUUCAUCGAGCCUGCGUUCGAGCGCGAGGUGCGCCGCCUCCGCCGCCUCGUCGGCAACGCCGUGAUCGACGGCUACCACCUGGUAGUCGGCACCGGAGCCACCCAGCUCUUCCAGACGGCCAUGUACGGGCUUAGCUCGCCUGCCCGCGGGGACGAGCCCGUCGCCGUCGUCUCGCCGGCGCCAUAUUACUCGGUAAGAUCACAAAAACAUAGUGUUACUGCUAUUAUAAUGUGAACUUGUGAAGCAGACAAAUUGAUGACAAAAACAUACGUGCUCAUGAGCGAUUAAC
Molecule: messenger RNA, 904 nt
Organism: Phragmites australis (common reed)
Lineage: Eukaryota; Viridiplantae; Streptophyta; Magnoliopsida; Poales; Poaceae
Product: tryptophan aminotransferase-related protein 2-like
Exons: 1
Coding region: 1-849 (282 amino acids)
Molecular function (GO): carbon-sulfur lyase activity
Source: RefSeq, a predicted model, not a curated record